AUGCCUGUAAUCCCGACAACUCUGACGGCCAAGCUACCCUUCUUCACCCCGCAACACACAGACCUGGCGGGGAGGUCGCUGUUACCAGCCCCCACUCUGACGAGAAGACUGCCCAGCCCCAAGCGCUGUAGCGCCCCGGUGAUGUCGCCGAACACCCGGCGCCUGCGCGCCCUUGUGACGUCUCAGGGGACCGCCACUCACGCGGAGCCAAUCGGAACUCGCGGCGGGGCUGCUGGGUCUUCCAGGAGCGCGCAUGAGCGGACGCUGGCUACGGGUGGCCGGUCGGGAUGUAACCGGCUGCUGAGCUGGCAGUUCUGUGUCCCGAGGCUUCCGCCCGGCCGCAGCCGCACAUACGCUGCGAGGAGGAGCUUUACGACUUCCCGGUCUUCGGGGCCAGGCGCAGCAAGGGCCAGACUCUGCCCUAGCAGGCGCUGCGCGCCAACCGGCUGGCACCUGUCGCAGAAGGUGCAACCGAUCGCACUGUCGCGCGGAAGCUCCUCAAUGGCCAGCUCCAGCUGCAGCCCCAGCCGCCCACUCGCCUCUCCUGAGCCUGGGUCAACUGAAAAAGUGUUUGAUGACAACUUGCAGCAUAGAGACAGAGAAGACACACGGGCAUAUGCUUUGGACUGCAAAAUCCCUAAGGAUUGAGACUAUAUGAAGACUCUCCUACAGUUUUUGCCAACUCAGAGAAUUCAAAGUGGUUCAGCCAUCACACAGCACUUGGAGAAAAUUUCCAUUUCAUCAAAAGGAAACUUCCACGAUGAAAUAAAAAUUUUCAGUGGUGUUCAUAUUGAGAAAUACUGCCACACUGAUGUCAAAUAUGUUAAUGUUUUCAAGUAGUCAUAAUGCAGUUAUAAUUAGCAAGAAUGAAUACAUUCAGCUCUGGAGUCGGGCAAACCCAGAAUGGCAUUCAACCUCUGCCACACCCCUACUGUCAUUUUGAGCAAAUUUAACUCUGAGCUCAGCUUCAUUUCAUGUAAAAUAGACACAGAAUGGCUUUCAGUCACAAUAAUUGUUUGGAAAGAUAAAGACAAUAAUGCCUAUGAAGUACUUAGAAUAAUGUCUGAUAUAAAGUAAGUGGUCAAUAGCUUUAUGUGUAUUGCAGUUGUCAUAAUCAUCUUAAUUGUAGUCAUCAUCAUCUCCAUUCUCAUCAUCACACUGCUGGGUAAGUCUCCAGCCGUUGGCUCACAACUUGCACUAAUGCAAUGAGAUAUUGCUAAAACUGUAUAAUGACAUACUGAAAAACUCUACCAAUACUCUCUAAUUUACAGAUUGCUUCAGUGAGUUGUGUACAUGUAGUUAUAAGAAAUGGAUAAUGUAGCCACAAUGGUCUGACAACAUAAAGCCUCAUUUUUAUCAUUCAGGUUGACUUCGAAUGAAUCCCAGGCUGUUGUCACUACUCUGGGUCCCUUUGUCUGCUUGUUUUCUCCUUUAGUGUGUGGUUGUUUUCCUCAUGAGUGCAAUGUGGCUGUAGCCCUUCCCAGCCUCAAUCCGUGUCACAGAUAGAAAGAAUAGGGAAGACCAAAGGUACGGAGACACAAAGAGGAAAAUCCUGUAAGCCAACCCAGUCUGUCUCUGUCAUCAGCUUGGCUGAGAGCAUCGCCAGGGAUUUCUGCUUACAACUUAACAGACCAAGGUCAUGUGACCAAUCCAGCUAUAAUGAAGUCUUAGAAGCUGACAAUAGAGCUUUCAGCCUCUGCGAAGGAAUGCCUUUUGAGAGGUAAUCUAAUGUCUGUAGCCAGAGAAGAGAGCAAGAGAAUAAGAGUAGUGCCAUAUAAAAUAGAAAUCUUUCAGUCCAUGGGUCUUCUUAAUAUCUGUACAGAAUUAUUUCAGCUCCUAAAAGUAUUUUUCUGCACUGAAAGUGAACCACCUACUUUGAAUGGGCAGGUAGUAAGAACAGACUGAGGCAGGGAUAGAGAUUUUUGCCUUCAGAAGAAACUGUGAAACAACAAAAUAUUUAACAUUAAUCAGAGUUCUACAUGCUGCAGCUUGAAAAUGUAAGUAGUCAAGUAAGCUAGUUAUCUGGAGACAGGGCUUUGCUAUGGCCUAACUUUUGCUGAAAUGGUUCAUUUACCCCAGUGUAGAGAUGAAACAAAGGCCUCUUUCCAACAUCCCUAGUUAAACAGAACACCUAGAAUUUUCUGAAGUUCUAGGAAUUCUGGAGUCAGCCCUACCAAGCAUACCAUACUUUAGGGGGGAAAAAAGAGAUAAAGAUAAUAGUAUUUGAGACUGGUGAUGGAUCAGACAUUUCUAUGAACACAAAUGAAAUGGUCCGUGUGAAAAUUCCCACAACUGGAAUAGUAAGUAAAACUACAUGCAGCUCCUAGAUAGCAUAUUCAACCAUUAGAGUGAUGAUAUUGUAGGCUUGGUGAACAGGAAGCAGUUAAAAAGAAUUACAAAAAUACAUCCUACUCCUCAGGGGAAUCUGAUCUCAUUCCCCUCACAAGUUUGGGAGAGAGGAUUUUGAUUAUUUAAUUUCCAUUACUAGUAGCUGUUUUAGGCUUAACACUUAAAAAUUGAUAAUGAGGUAUUAAAGGAAGGCAGGUAAGACUGGGGUAAAACAAGAGUAGGUGUGAGUGAAUUUCUAGGAGAAGUUUGCUCAGGGUAAAGAAAGAUCUACAUGAAUAUAUAAUCUGUGAUGUCUGUUUCCCCUGGACACAUUUGUUUCUGGAUAUGAUAUAUAAUAAAGCUGCAUACCUCUUGUUACCAAGAGGGAAACUAGGCUGACAUAAAAUCUUAUCUACCAAAUGUGGUUAAGAGAAAAGAAAGUAAAUUUUUAUGAUGCCAUUAAGCUCCAAAUCUGGUCAAUCAUGAGAGUUCACUAUCACUGAAUUUCCCUUCAUAUAGGACACACUUCUUUACUAUUUAAGCUACCUAAGGUUUUGUUUGUUUUUGUUAUUUGCCUCCAAAGAUACAUAAACUAAUACAACAUGUUUGUGAAAUAUAAAGGAAUAUGAUGAACAAUAAAGACCAAACAGGUAUUAAGUCCGAAUUUAGGAUUAUUUUACAGGUUAAAUUUUUAAUAACCAAAUUCCUUUUCUAAAAUAUUAAUGGGGGAAGGUAUAAACCACGGUUGUCUAGAACACUAUUUAUUUUAUAGUUAAUUUUUUUGAGAUAAUUAUAGACUCACAUGAAAUCAUAACAUAUAAAAUGGAAAUCCCAUAUGCCCUUAACCCAGCUUCUCCUAAUGGUUAACAUCCAGCAAAACUACAGUAUUCUACUCACAACCGUGAUAUUCAUAUUGAUACAAUACAUUAUUAUUAAGAUUUCCUCAGUUUUACCCAUACUCAUUUGUGUUGUGUGUGUAUAGAUUUCAAUUUUAUCUCAUGUGUAGGUUCAUGUAUCCACUACCACAGUCAAGAUACAGAACAGUUUCAUCACGACAAGACUCUCCUGUUGCCUUUUUAAUAUCCACCUGUCUCAGGCACCAUCCCCUUCCCUCCACCACACCCUAAUUGCUGGCAACUGUUAAUUAAUUUUGACUUUUCGAAACAUCCUGUACAUGAAAUCAACCUGUAUGUAACCUUUCGAGAUUGUUUCUUUCUUUCAGAUUUACCCAAGUUGUCGGAUGUGUCAUUGUGUUUUUGUUUGUUUUAAUUGCUGUGUAGUUAUUCUAUAAGACGGAUGUACCAUCUAUAAGAUGGUUUGUUUACCACUUCUCCUCUACCUAUUAAAUGACAUCUGGAUUGUUUCCAGGGUAGACUGUUAUGAUUAAAGCUACAACAUGUAUUUUUGUUUAGGGUUUAGUAUAAUUUUUAUUUCUAUGAGACAAAUGGCAAUAGUACUCCUUUAUUAUUCUUUAAAUGGCCACAAGAUAAGAAUGAAAUCCCCCUUUUCAUUCUUGAUAUUGAUAAUUUGUGUCUUCUCUAUUUUUAUUUUUGUCUGGACUCCUAGAGGUUUGUCAUUUUAUUGACUUUUUAAAAAUAACAAGAUAUUUGUUUUAUUUUCUUUAUUGUUAUUUUUAAAAUUUCAUUGAUUCCUGCUGUAGUGUAUACUUUUUUUCCUUCUGCAUAGAUUUGGUUUUUUGCAUUUUUUUCUUUAGGAUUUUAAGGGAGAGCAUAAAUUACUAAUUUGAAACUUUUCCUCAUUUCUAUUGCAAGCAUUUAAUGCUAUGAACCCAAUACUGCCGUAAAUACAUUACACAUAUUUUAAAAUGUGGUAGUUUUAAUUUAAUUAAUAUACAUACACACAUAUAAUUUGCUUUCAUGCCUUUCUCUUAGACCCAUGGGUUAUUCACAAGCAUAUUAUUUUGAUUUCCUCAUAUUCAGAUAUUUUACUGUAGCCUUUCUGUUACUUCAUGGUCAGAGAAUAUUAUCUGUGUGAUUCCAGUUUUUAAAAAUUUUCUGAAGUUUCUUUUAUGUCCCAGGCUGCAGUCUAUACUGAUGAAUAUUCCAUGGAUACUUGUAAAAACAAAACCUUCAUUCUUCUGUUGAGAGGAAUGCUCUACAUAGGUCAAUUAGAUCCUGUUGGUUGAUUGUGUUGUUCAUAUAUUCUAAAUAUUUGGAGAUUUUUCUGUCUAGUAGUUUUAUCGGUUGCUGAGAGGAGACUGUUGAAGUUUCAAACUAUAAUUGUGAAUUUUACUAUUUCUCCUUUCAGGUCUAUCAGUGUUUGUUUCAUAUAUUGGGGUUUUGUUGUUACAUAUGUACAUAUCUCAAUAGUUAUGUCUUCCUGAUGGGUUCAUCCUUGAAUCUUUAUAUAAUGUUCCCCUUUUUCUCCAGUAAUUUUUUCUUUUACUAUCUUUAAUGUUCCCCUUUUUCUCCAGUAAUUUUUUCUUUUACUAUCUUCUACUUAAUUAAAUAAAGAUGUAACAACUCCUGCGUUUUUAACUAAUAUUUGCAUUCACAUUUUAAGUUUAAAUCUUUCAACCUGUAUUUCAUUGAAUUUGAAUUUGAUGUGUUUCUUAUAAAUGGCACAUAGUUGGGUUAGGUUUUUUAAUUUACUUUUUUUUUUUUUUUACAUGGAUUCUGGCUCUGUCGCCCAGGCUGGAGUGCAGUGGCACAAUCUUGGCUCACUGCAACCUCCACCUCCUGGGUUCACGCCAUUCUCCUGCCUCAGCCUCCCAAGUAGCUGGGACUACAGGAGCCCACCACCAUGCCCGGCUAAUUUUUGUAUUUUUAGUAGAGAUGAAGUUUCACCACGUUGACUAGGUUGAUCUCGAAUUCCUGACCUCUGGUGAUCUUCCUGCUUCGGCCUCCCAAAGUACUGGGAUUACAGGCAUGAGCCACCGCGCCUGGCCCAGCCCCUGUCUUUUGAUUGGUACAUUUAGAGCUCUGAUAUUUAAGGUAAUUAUUGUGAUGUUAGAGCUCUGCCACUUUAGUUACUCUUUUGUUUUCUCUGGUUAUGCUUUGUUAUUUGUAUUUUCUUCCUGUGGGUAUUAUUUUGAGUUUCAUAUAGAUUUACUUAUCAUGUUUUUGAAUGUGUCUUUUUGUAAUUUUUAAAAUAAAAAUCUGAAAGUUCCAAAC
Messenger RNA from Pongo pygmaeus (Bornean orangutan), 5462 nucleotides. RefSeq lists its product as uncharacterized. The coding region runs from base 1 to 648 and encodes 215 amino acids. Lineage: Eukaryota; Metazoa; Chordata; Mammalia; Primates; Hominidae. The transcript has 5 exons. The record is from RefSeq and is a predicted model, not a curated record.